CCUGGGAGGUGGAGGUUGUAGUAAGCCGAGAUCGUGCCCAGCCUGGGCGACAGAGCGAGACUCUGUCUCAGAAAAAAAAAAAAAAAAAAAGAAAAGAAAACUUCUAUUAAGGUGGUGGGGCUUAGGGGUCUUUUUUACUUUUCAAUUUCUGAUGUUAUGUUCUAGGAGUGAUAUGCAAAACUCGUAUGAAGUUGGAAGUUGUUCUGUGUUUUUAGGACCCACAGGAUGUGGUAGUGUAGUAGUUAGAAGACAGACUUGGAAGUUAAAACAAGCCAAGGUUCAAAUCCUGACUUUGCAGUUUCUUGCUGUGUGAUUUUGGGCCAGGCACUUAUUCCUCGUUUCUUUGUCUGCGAAAGGGUGAUGUUCGAGGUCAGGAGAUCGAGAACAUCCUGGCUAGCAUGGUGGAAACCCUGUCUCUACUGAAAAAUACAAAAAAAAUUAGCCGCGCACUGUGGCGGGUGCCUGUAGUCCCAGCUACUCGGGAGGCUGAGGCAGGAGAAUGGCGUGAACCCAGGAGGCGGAGUUUGCAGUGAACAGAGAUCGCGACACUGUACUCCAGCCUGGGAGACAGAGCGAGACUCUGUCUCAAAAAAAAAAAAAAAAAAAAGGGUGAUGUUGCCAGAAGCCAUGAGAGGAUGAGGAGGCUGUAGAAUCAGAGUGCUUACAAGCAGGAAAGCUGAGUUUCUGGCCGGGCACGGUGGCUCAUGCCUGUCAUCCCGACACUGUGAGAGGCCAAGGUCGGCGGAUCACUUGAGGUCAGGAGUUUGAGACCAACCUGGCCAACAUGGUGAAACCCCAUCUCUACUAAAAAUACAAAAAUUAGCCGGAUGCGGUGGUGCGUGCUUGUAAUCCCAGCUACUUGGGAGGCUGAGAAUCGCUUGAACCUGGGAGGUGGAGGUUGCAGUGAGCUGAGAUGGCACCACUGUGCUCCAGCUUGGGCAACAAGAGUGAAACUGUCUCAAAAAAAAAAAAAAGUAGAGCUUAUAUUCUUUUUUUUUUUUUGAGACAGGGUCAUUUUGAAGUUGAUGACUCUGAGUUAGCACCAUCUCAGCUCACUGCAACCUCCACCUCCUGGGUUCAAGUGAUCCUUCCACCUCAGCCUCCCGAGUAGCUGGGACAGGUGCACAUCACCACACCAGGCUAAUUUUUGUAUUUUUAGUAGAGAUGGGGUUUUGCCAUGUUGGCUGGGUUGGUCUCAAACUCCUGACCUCGGGUGAUCUGCCCAGCUCAGUCUUCCAAAGUGCUGGAAUUGUUUAGGCAUGAGCCACCAUGCCCGGCCAGGUGUUUAUUUUCUAAAUCCAAAAUUUUUCAUCAGAUCUGCUCAGUUUUAAGUAACGUCCUCAAAAUCUAUUUUGCUCUUCUAUUUUCUAACUUGGUAAGAAGUGUUUUAUAGGCCGGGCGCGGUGGCUCACGCUUGUAAUCCCAGCACUUUGGGAGGCCGAGGCGGGCGGAUCAUGAGGUCAGGAGAUCGAGACCACGGUGAAACCCCGUCUCUACUAAAAAUACAAAAAAAAUUAGCCGGGCGUGGUGGCGGGCGCCUGUAGUCCCAGCUACUCGGAGAGGCUGAGGCAGGAGAAUGGCAUGAACCCGGGAGGCGGAGCUUGCAGUGAGCCGAGAUUGCGCCACUGCACUCCAGCCUGGGCGACAGAGCGAGGCUCCGUCUCAAAAAAAAAAAAAAAAAAAAGAAGUGUUUUAUAAUUAUUUUCCAAAUUACACUCAAACACCCUCCAUCUGUCCAAAGGUGCCGGAGAGUCAUGCCCGUGAGCCCUGGGCCCCUCCUGAUGUCCUGUGAGGCCACGGUGUUCCCAAACCUCAGGGUUGCCCUGCCCCACUCCAGAGGCUCUCAGGCCCCACCCCGGAGCCCUCUGUGUGGAGCUGCCUCCUCCUGGCCAGUUCCCCUGUAGUCCUGAAGGGAGACCUGCUGUGCGGAGCCUCUUCUGGGACCCAGCCAUGAGUGUGGAGCUGAGCAAGUGAACUUGAAACUCUUCCACUGUGAGUCAAGGAGGCUUUUCCGCACAUGAAGGACGCUGAGUGGGAAGGACUCGUGUCUGCCUGCAGUUGUAGCGAGUGGACCAGCAAGCACCAGGGGCUCUCUAGACUGCCCCUCCUCCAUUGCCUUCCCUGCCUCUCCAGGACAGAGUAGCCCCGUCUGCACACCUCACCCUCUUUACACUCAGUUUUCAGAGCACGUUUCUCCUAUUUCCUGGGUGUUGCAGCACCUACCUGAACUUAUUCAGACUACCUACUUCUCUAGCAGCACUGGGCGUCCCUUCCAGCAAGACGAUGGCUGUGCUCAGGCAGCUGGCGCUCCUCCUCUGGAAGAACUACACCCUGCAGAAGCGGAAAGUCCUGGUGACAAUCCUGGAACUCUUCCUGCCAUUGCUGUUUUCUGGGAUCCUGAUCUGGCUUCGCUUGAAGAUUCAGUCGGAAAAUGUGCCCAACGCCACCAUCUACCCGGGCCAGUCCAUCCAGGAGCUGCCUCUGUUCUUCACCUUCCCUCCGCCAGGAGACACCUGGGAGCUCGCCUACAUCCCUUCUCACAGUGACGCUGCCAAGACCGUCACCGAGACAGUGCACAGGGCACUUGUGAUCAACAUGCGAGUGCGCGGCUUUCCCUCCGAGAAGGACUUUGAGGAGUACAUUAGGUAUGACAACCGCUCGUCCAGCGUGCUGGCCGCCGUGGUCUUCGAGCACCCCUUCAACCACAGCAAGGAACCCCUGCCGCUGGCGGUGAAAUAUCACCUACGGUUCAGUUACACACGGAGAAAUUACAUGUGGACCCAAACAGGCUCCUUUUUCCUGAAGGAGACAGAAGGCUGGCACACUACUUCCCUUUUCCCGCUUUUCCCAAACCCAGGACCAAGGGAACCUACAUCCCCUGAUGGUGGAGAACCUGGGUACAUCCGGGAAGGCUUCCUGGCCGUGCAGCAUGCUGUGGACCGGGCCAUCAUGCAGUACCAUGCCGAUGCUGCCACACGCCAGCUGUUCCAGAGACUGACGGUGACCAUCAAGAGGUUCCCGUACCCGCCAUUCAUCGCAGACCCCUUCCUCGUGGCCAUCCAGUACCAGCUGCCCCUGCUGCUGCUGCUCAGCUUCACCUACACCGCGCUCACCAUUGCCCGUGCUGUCGUGCAGGAGAAAGAAAGGAGGCUGAAGGAGUACAUGCGCAUGAUGGGGCUCAGCAGCUGGCUACACUGGAGUGCCUGGUUCCUCUUGUUCUUCCUCUUCCUCCUCAUCGCUGCCUCCUUCAUGACCCUGCUCUUCUGUGUCAAGGUGAAGCCGGAUGUAGCCGUGCUGUCCCGCAGCGACCCCUCCCUGGUGCUGGCCUUCCUGCUGUGCUUUGCCAUCUCUACCAUCUCCUUCAGCUUCAUGGUCAGCACCUUCUUCAGCAAAGCCAACAUGGCAGCAGCCUUCGGCGGCUUCCUCUACUUCUUCACCUACAUCCCCUACUUCUUCGUGGCCCCUCGGUACAACUGGAUGACUCUGAGCCAGAAGCUCUGCUCCUGCCUCCUGUCCAACGUCGCCAUGGCAAUGGGAGCCCAGCUCAUUGGGAAAUUUGAGGCGAAAGGCAUGGGCAUCCAGUGGCGAGAACUCCUGAGUCCCGUCAACGUGGACGACGACUUCUGCUUCGGGCAGGUGCUGGGGAUGCUGCUGCUGGACUCUGUGCUCUAUGGCCUGGUGACCUGGUACAUGGAGGCCGUCUUCCCAGGGCAGUUCGGCGUGCCUCAGCCCUGGUACUUCUUCAUCAUGCCCUCCUAUUGGUGUGGGAAGCCAAGGGCGGUUGCAGGGAAGGAGGAAGAAGACAGUGACCCUGAGAAAGCGCUCAGAAACGAGUACUUUGAAGCCGAGCCAGAGGACCUGGUGGCGGGGAUCAAGAUCAAGCACCUGUCCAAGGUGUUCAGGGUGGGGAAUAAGGACAGGGCGGCCGUCAGAGACCUGAACCUGAAUCUGUACGAGGGGCAGAUCACCGUCCUGCUGGGCCACAAUGGCGCCGGGAAGACCACCACCCUUUCUAUGCUCACAGGUCUCUUUCCCCCCACCAGUGGACGGGCAUACAUCAGCGGGUAUGAAAUUUCCCAGGACAUGGUUCAGAUCCGGAAGAGCCUGGGCCUGUGCCCGCAGCACGACAUCCUGUUUGACAACUUGACAGUCGCAGAGCACCUUUAUUUCUAUGCCCAGCUGAAGGGCCUGUCACGCCAGAAGUGCCCUGAAGAAGUCAAGCAGAUGCUGCACAUCAUCGGCCUGGAGGACAAGUGGAACUCACGGAGCCGCUUCCUGAGCGGGGGCAUGAGGCGCAAGCUCUCCAUCGGCAUCGCCCUCAUCGCAGGCUCCAAGGUGCUGAUACUGGACGAGCCCACCUCAGGCAUGGACGCCAUCUCCAGGAGGGCCAUCUGGGACCUUCUUCAGCGGCAGAAAAGUGACCGCACCAUCGUGCUGACCACCCACUUCAUGGAUGAGGCUGACCUGCUGGGAGACCGCAUCGCCAUCAUGGCCAAGGGGGAGCUGCAGUGCUGCGGGUCCUCGCUGUUCCUCAAGCAGAAAUAUGGUGCCGGCUAUCACAUGACGCUGGUGAAGGAGCCGCACUGCAACCCGGAAGACAUCUCCCAGCUGGUCCACCACCACGUGCCCAACGCCACGCUGGAGAGCAGCGCUGGGGCCGAGCUGUCUUUCAUCCUUCCCAGAGAGAGCACGCACAGGUUUGAAGGUCUCUUUGCCAAACUGGAGAAGAAGCAGAAAGAGCUGGGCAUUGCCAGCUUUGGGGCAUCCAUCACCACCAUGGAGGAAGUCUUCCUUCGAGUUGGCAAGCUGGUGGACAGCAGCAUGGACAUCCAGGCCAUCCAGCUCCCUGCCCUGCAGUACCAGCACGAGAGGCGUGCCAGCGACUGGGCUGUGGACAGCAACCUCUGUGGGGCCAUGGACCCCUCCGACGGCAUUGGAGCCCUCAUCGAGGAGGAGCGCACCGCUGUCAAGCUCAACACUGGGCUCGCCCUGCACUGCCAGCAGUUCUGGGCCAUGUUCCUGAAGAAGGCCGCAUACAGCUGGCGCGAGUGGAAAAUGGUGGCGGCACAGGUCCUGGUGCCUCUGACCUGCGUCACCCUGGCCCUCCUGGCCAUCAACUACUCCUCGGAGCUCUUCGACGACCCCAUGCUGAGGCUGACCUUGGGCGAGUACGGCAGAACCGUCGUGCCCUUCUCAGUUCCCGGGACCUCCCAGCUGGGUCAGCAGCUGUCAGAGCAUCUGAAAGACGCACUGCAGGCCGAGGGACAGGAGCCCCGCGAGGUGCUCGGUGACCUGGAGGAGUUCUUGAUCUUCAGGGCCUCUGUGGAGGGGGGCGGCUUUAAUGAGCGGUGCCUUGUGGCAGCGUCCUUCAGAGAUGUGGGAGAGCGCACGGUUGUCACCGCCUUGUUCAACAACCAGGCGUACCACUCUCCAGCCACUGCCCUGGCCGUCGUGGACAACCUUCUGUUCAAGCUGCUGUGCGGGCCUCACGCCUCCAUUGUGGUCUCCAACUUCCCCCAGCCCCGGAGUGCCCUGCAGGCUGCCAAGGACCAGUUUAACGAGGGCCGGAAGGGAUUCAACAUUGCCCUCAACCUGCUCUUCGCCAUGGCAUUCUUGGCCAGCACGUUCUCCAUCCUGGCGGUCAGCGAGAGGGCCGUGCAGGCCAAGCACGUGCAGUUUGUGAGCGGAGUCCACGUGGCCACUUUCUGGCUCUCUGCUCUGCUGUGGGACCUCAUCUCCUUCCUCAUCCCUAGUCUGCUGCUGCUGGUGGUGUUCAAGGCCUUCGACGUGCGUGCCUUCACGCGGGACGGCCACGUGGCCGACACCCUGCUGCUGCUCCUGCUCUACGGCUGGGCCAUCAUCCCCCUCAUGUACCUGAUGAACUUCUUCUUCUCGGGAGCGGCCACCGCCUACACAAGGCUGACCAUCUUCAACAUCCUGUCAGGCAUCGCCACCUUCCUGAUGGUCACCAUCAUGCGCAUCCCAGCUGUAAAACUGGAAGAACUUUCCAAAACCCUGGAUCGCGUGUUCCUGGUGCUGCCCAACCACUGUCUGGGGAUGGCAGUCAGCAGUUUCUACGAGAACUACGAGACGCGGAGGUACUGCACCUCCUCUGAGGUCGCCGCCCACUACUGCAAGAAAUAUAACAUCCAGUACCAGGAGAACUUCUAUGCCUGGAGCGCCCCGGGGGUCGGCCGGUUCGUGGCCUCCAUGGCCGCCUCAGGGGGUGCCUACCUCAUCCUGCUCUUCCUCAUCGAGACCAACCUGCUUCAGAGACUCAGGGGCCUCCUCUGCGCCCUCCGGAGGAGGCGGACACUGACAGAAUUAUACACCCGGAUGCCUGUGCUUCCUGAGGACCAAGAUGUGGCGGAUGAGAGGACCCGCAUCCUGGCCCCCAGCCCAGACUCCCUGCUCCACACACCUCUGAUUAUAAAGGAGCUCUCCAAGGUGUACGAGCAGCGGAUGCCCCUCCUGGCCGUGGACAGGAUCUCCCUCGCGGUGCAGAAAGGGGAGUGCUUCGGCCUGCUGGGCUUCAAUGGAGCUGGGAAGACCACGACUUUCAAAAUGCUGACCGGGGAGGAGAGCCUCACUUCUGGGGAUGCCUUUGUCGGGGGUCACAGAAUCAGCUCUGAUGUCGGAAAGGUGCGGCAGCGGAUUGGCUACUGCCCGCAGUUUGAUGCCUUGCUGGACCACAUGACAGGCCGGGAGAUGCUGGUCAUGUAUGCUCGGCUCCGGGGCAUCCCUGAGCGCCACAUUGGGGCCUGCGUGGAGAACACUCUGCGGGGCCUGCUUCUGGAGCCACACGCCAACAAGCUGGUCAGGACGUACAGUGGUGGUAACAAGCGGAAGCUGAGCACCGGCAUCGCCCUGAUCGGAGAGCCUGCUGUCAUCUUCCUGGAUGAGCCGUCCACUGGCAUGGACCCCGUGGCCCGGCGCCUGCUUUGGGACACCGUGGCACGAGCCCGAGAGUCUGGCAAGGCCAUCGUCAUCACCUCCCACAGCAUGGAGGAGUGUGAGGCCCUGUGCACCCGGCUGGCCAUCAUGGUGCAGGGGCAGUUCAAGUGCCUGGGCAGCCCCCAGCACCUCAAGAGCAAGUUCGGCAGCGGCUACUCCCUGCGGGCCAAGGUGCAGAGCGAAGGGCAGCAGGAGGCGCUGGAGGAGUUCAAGGCCUUCGUGGACCUGACCUUUCCAGGCAGCGUCCUGGAAGAUGAGCACCAAGGCAUGGUCCAUUACCACCUGCCGGGCCGCGACCUCAGCUGGGCAAAGGUUUUCGGUAUUCUGGAGAAAGCCAAGGAAAAGUACGGCGUGGACGACUACUCCGUGAGCCAGAUCUCGCUGGAACAGGUCUUCCUGAGCUUCGCCCACCUGCAGCCGCCCACCGCAGAGGAGGGGCGAUGAGGGCUGUAGCUGUCUCGCCACCAGGCAGGGACGGGAUGGGCAAGCAGGGCCCAGCUUACAUCCUCUUUUUCCAAGUUUAUCUCAUCCUUUAUUUUUAAUCACUUUUUUCUAUGAUGGAUAUGAAAAAUUCAAGGCAGUAUGCACAGAACGGACGAGUGCAGCCCAGCCCUCAUGCCCAGGAUCACCAUGCGCGUCUCCACAUCUGCACACUCUGGAGUUCAUUUUCCCAGAGCUGGAGCAGGCUGGGCAGUCUGCGGGCAAGCCCCGGGGACUCUGGGUGGAGAACUGACCCAGGAAGGGCUGCAGCUGAGCUGGGGGGUUGAAUUUCUCCAGGCACUCCCUGGAGAGAGGACCCAGUUAUUUGUCCACGUUUACACAUGACAUUAAUCUCCCCUGGGGAGGAAGCCGGAAGCCAGCCAGGUUGAACUGCAGCGAGGCCCCCAGGCCACCAGGAAUGGACCAUGCAGAUCACUGUCGGUGGAGGGAAGCUGCUGACUGUGAUUAGGUGCUGGGGUCUUAGCGUCCAGCGCAGCCCGGGGGCCUCCUGGAGGCUCUGCUCCUUAGGGCAUGGUAGCCACCGCGGAGCUGGGCACCGUCCCACAGCAUCUCCUAGAAGCAGCCGGCACAGGAGGGAAGGUGGCCAGGCUCGAAGCAGUCUCUGUUCCCAGCACUGCACCUUCAGGAAGUUGCCCGUCCCAGGACACGCAGGGACCACCCCAAGGGCUGGGUGGCUGUCUCGAGGACACACUGAAUACGUUGUGACCAUUCAAAAAAUAAAUGUUGAGGGGACACAGUCA
Symphalangus syndactylus (siamang) is the source of this 8195-nucleotide messenger RNA. It is a transcript of the gene ABCA3, whose product is annotated as ATP binding cassette subfamily A member 3. Gene Ontology annotation, cellular component: membrane; intracellular membrane-bounded organelle. Gene Ontology annotation, biological process: transmembrane transport; lipid transport. The record is from RefSeq and is a predicted model, not a curated record. Gene Ontology annotation, molecular function: lipid carrier activity; ATP binding; ATP hydrolysis activity. NCBI's taxonomy places the organism in Eukaryota, Metazoa, Chordata, Mammalia, Primates, Hylobatidae.